GGUCCUUCUUCCUUUUCCACAGCUCUGAGCAAGCUGACGCCAAGAUGAACGACACAGUUACUGUGAGGACCCGGAAGUUCAUGACGAACCGCUUGCUUCAGAGGAAGCAGAUGGUUGUCGACGUCUUGCACCCGGGCAAAGCCACAGUCCCCAAGACUGAGAUCAGAGAAAAACUGGCCAAAAUGUACAAGACCACCCCUGACGUGGUGUUCGUCUUCGGCUUCAAGACUCAGUUCGGUGGCGGCAAGACGACGGGGUUCGCCAUGGUCUAUGACUCUCUGGACUACGCCAAGAAGAACGAGCCCAAAUACAGACUGGCCAGGCACGGGCUUUACGAGAAGAAGAAGACGUCCAGAAAACAGCGCAAGGAACGCAAGAACAGAAUGAAGAAAGUACGAGGCAUCAAAAAAGCCAGUGUUGGUGCUGCUGGCAAGAAGUGAGACUGUCAGGGGAGACCAUCGUCCUGAAAAUGUUCUUGUAUAUUGUCAUCGAAUAAAUUUAAAAAAAAUUUGGAA
Molecule: messenger RNA, 515 nt
Organism: Chanos chanos (milkfish)
Lineage: Eukaryota; Metazoa; Chordata; Actinopteri; Gonorynchiformes; Chanidae
Gene: rps24
Product: ribosomal protein S24
Exons: 5
Coding region: 45-440 (131 amino acids)
Biological process (GO): translation
Cellular component (GO): ribosome
Molecular function (GO): structural constituent of ribosome
Source: RefSeq, a predicted model, not a curated record